CUCAUGCUUCACAAUCUUCGUUGUGAGGGCCCAAUGUAUUAGGACACAGUAAUGAAGCAUACAUACAGCAUGUGUUUGAUGCACAUAGAUGCUGAUUUGAUGAGCCAAAUCUAACAUGCAAUUCCUGUGACAAUUGUAUAGCUUUCAGACAGCAGUCAUGUAAUCUUUCAGGUGCAAAGCUAAUAAAAGAUCUCUUUGUAGUGAAGCAUAUGGAACUCAAAUCAGAUGGUUUUGUUGGAGUGGUUCUUUCUAUGGAAGGAGGUGGAGCUCAACAGAACAAGCAGCAGUUAGAACAGCAAUCUGAUAGAGGUGGAUGCUCUCUCCUCCAGCAUCGAUAUCUCGGCGAGUUUGACGGAAUCUACGACCGGCCGCUCGCGUGCUUCGGCUGCGGCAUAGGAUGGGCCUGUUUCAUCUUGGGCUUUGGCUUCCCUCUGCUCUGGUACAUUGCUACUGCUCUUUACUUUGGGAAGUACCACCUCAAGGAUCCAAGGGAAAGAGCAGGGCUUGCAGCAUCUGCAAUUGCAGCUUUGAUUUGUUCUGUUGCAGCAUUGAUCACAUUGGUGGCUGUACAUCUGUAG
This is a messenger RNA of Musa acuminata AAA Group (dessert banana), 578 nucleotides long. RefSeq lists its product as uncharacterized. The record is from RefSeq and is a predicted model, not a curated record. NCBI's taxonomy places the organism in Eukaryota, Viridiplantae, Streptophyta, Magnoliopsida, Zingiberales, Musaceae. The coding region runs from base 210 to 578 and encodes 122 amino acids. The transcript is spliced from 4 exons.